GUCAUGUAGUUUGGUCCAUCAUUUUGUUCCUCGAACGAGAGAGCGUCUGCACUUAAAUUUUCUCCCGUUAAUUUGAGCUGAAAAAGCAUUCGUUUUGCUGGUUCUCGGCUUCCUCGUCCGCCGACAUGGGACGGGUCGAAUAACAGGCGCCCCCAUCCCCUUCCCCCACAACCCCACAACCCCACACAGACAGAGGAGAGAGAGAGAGAGAGAGGAGAGAAGAGAGAGAAAGAGAGAUGUCUCUGGUGGACUACGACGCUUCUUCAGACGAAGACGCUUCGGACGUUGAAGACAAGGAGGCGCAAGAAGGAGCGGAGGGAACGGGGCAGGACCCAGAAGCCCCGAAGCCCUGGCCUACUCAAUCCGAGCCUCCUCCUCCGCCUCAGACCCGGGGAACAUCAUGUGCAUCAGAUCAUCAGCUAGAAUCCACUGCAGGUUUACCAGCGCCCCCAAUUGAGAAACUUCCUGAUGCUUCCCUCUUGUUGGAUGCUCCAGCUGGAUUGGCUUCUCCGUUGAGUGGUGGUGACCAUGCUUCUAGAGUUGCAGCAGCAAGGGCUGAAAGUGCUCUGCGAAAGAGAGAAUCUCAUUCGCUAUCUUCAUCUGUUCCCCGCAGCAAAGUGCCAAGGGGGACAUUGCCCCAUUUGAAGAAUGUUCCAGAUACUGUUGAGGGACGACUGGUUCCUCCUCAGCUUAGUGGAAGGAGCAAUGUUGUGACUGAAGAUAUUAGCAAGUUAUUUGUAAAGGGUCAUGCUGAGAAAUCAUCUCAUUAGGGAACUUACAAACAGGUCGUAGUUUCUUCUCCGUAACCUUAUCAGACCUCUCUUAUUAAAGCCGUGAACAUGUUUACUUUCUGGAGGGUCUGGCAUGUACAGAAUGGCGAGCAAUGUUGUAUAAGAAUGACCAGAUAAAGAUUCAUAAACCCGACAGGAUGAUAUCAUGGAUUGCGUCAAAACGGAAAUUUUGUAUGUGGUGGAGUAUGGAUGUUGCGGGAAACUAUUUGACUGAACCUUUCUGUUGGUUUAAUGGUGCACAUGUAAGGGAUGGUCCAUUUAUUUACUUUGGUAUGAUAGCGGCUUCGAUAAGCUGAAUCUACCUUGUUGAUGGAGAAUAAAUGUGUUGCUGAAGUCAAAUGAUUUGGGGGGUCAAUUAUUGCUGCGAUUGGCUGUAUCUCCUAAAAGUAAAUUUGCAUCAUCUCUUCUCA
This is a messenger RNA of Eucalyptus grandis, 1201 nucleotides long. RefSeq lists its product as uncharacterized. The transcript has 3 exons. The coding region runs from base 237 to 770 and encodes 177 amino acids. NCBI's taxonomy places the organism in Eukaryota, Viridiplantae, Streptophyta, Magnoliopsida, Myrtales, Myrtaceae. The record is from RefSeq and is a predicted model, not a curated record.